Medioppia subpectinata is the source of this 420-nucleotide messenger RNA. The record is from the annotation of a GenBank genome assembly. Lineage: Eukaryota; Metazoa; Arthropoda; Arachnida; Sarcoptiformes; Oppiidae.
AUGAAGAAUGUACUCAAAGCUCAUCAAUUAAUUCAUUUGGAAAUAACACAAUUUAAAUGUGAUUUUAAUAAUUGUAACAAAAGUUUUAACCAAAAAAAAUAUUUAAAUGAACACAAAUCGAGAGUUCAUUUCAAUCGCGGAAAAGAAAUGCACUGUUUUUGGCCUAAAUGUCAAUACAAGACAAAAGAGAAACAUAAUUGUGUUCAUUUGAAUGAAAGGAAAUUUAAAUGUAAUGAAGAAAAUUGUGGCAAAAAAUUUAUUACAAAUCAAAACUUAAUUCGACACAAAAUCAUACAUUCGGGAGAAAAACAUUUUGUUUGCCAUUUCAAUGAUUGUAACAAAAGCUUUAGUGAAAAAUGUCAUCUCAAAGAACACAUGAAAAGACAUUUGAAUAUAAAAAGCCAUAAAUAUAACUCGGAA